Messenger RNA from Etheostoma spectabile (orangethroat darter), 6929 nucleotides. RefSeq names its product cell adhesion molecule 2a (gene cadm2a). The transcript is spliced from 11 exons. The record is from RefSeq and is a predicted model, not a curated record. Lineage: Eukaryota; Metazoa; Chordata; Actinopteri; Perciformes; Percidae. The coding region runs from base 383 to 1699 and encodes 438 amino acids. Gene Ontology annotation, biological process: homophilic cell-cell adhesion.
CGCUGUGGAUUGUGCGCCACAGCAGACCAGUAGUAGGCUACAGCAGCGGCAGCAUCUACUCUGUAUCCGGAGGACGACUGCUCUCAGUCCCUGAGGUCUACUGCUGUGUUUCAAAGUCCCGUACAUUGAGCCUGUACCUUCACGCUGGUGCGUCCCUGAAAUUGUUUUUUUGAGGAGCGAGAACAUUUACGUUUUCAAAAGAAACAGUCUACGGGUCGUGAAGUCGGUUGUGUCAACCCCCCUUUUCCCUAAGACGCACAAAAGAAGCACUCCCAAGUCUACCUGGAUAGCUGACAAAGUCGUCCGGUCCGGUUCGAGGUCCAGUGGUGGGAGCCGGUGAGGAGAAGUUAGCGCGCAAGGCAAGAGCAAGACCGAAGACAGGAUGAAUCUCAAGAGACAUUUGAUUUUCACCCUCUACACUAUUUAUGGGAUUCUUCUAAAAGUGAUGGCUUCAAAAGGCAAAGCUCGAGGUAUCAGCGGUCAGUACCCUCUGGUUCAGAAUAUGACGGUGACAGAGGGUGGGACGGUGAACAUGACCUGCCGUGUGGAGUAUAAUGACAACACCUCCCUCCAGUGGUCAAACCCAGCACAGCAGACCCUCUUUUUCGGGGACAAGAAAGCUUUAAGGGACAACAGGAUUGAGCUGGUGCAUGCAUCGUGGUCAGAGUUGACCAUCAGCAUCAGUGAUGUCACGCUGACGGAUGAAGGCAUGUACACCUGUUCUCUCUUCACCAUGCCUGUCAGAACAGCCAAAGCCUACCUGACUGUUCUAGGUGUGCCAGAGAAGCCAGAGAUCGAUGGCCUGACGAAACCUGCCAUGGAGGGAGACCACAUCACUCUGACCUGCAUGACUCACGGCAGCAAGCCCGCCGCCGACCUGCGCUGGUUCAGGAAUGAAAAGGAGAUCAAAGGUGCCAAAGAGGUGAAUGCAAGUGGGAAGACAUUUACGGUGCGGAGCUCUCUGCAGCUGCACGUGGACAGAAAUGAUGAUGGAGUGGCCUACACCUGCAGAGUGGACCAUGUGGCACUCACACAGACACCACAGCAGGCUACUGAAGUACUGGAGGUCCACUAUGCUCCACGUGUCCAGAUCAUCCACUCCCUUGCAGUCCCUCAGGAGGGUCAGUACUUAAAGCUGGAGUGUGUGUCCAAAGGAAACCCUUCGCCAGAUCCUGUGAUGUGGACAAAGGACGGAAGUGAACUUCCUGACCUGGACAGGAUGAUUGUAGAGGGGAGGGAGCUCACCUUUACUUCGCUCAACAAGACAGACAACGGCACCUACCGCUGCGAAGCCGGCAACCACCUAGGGACCAGCAGUGCUGAAUAUGUACUCUACGUCUAUGACGUCCCCACAACCCUGCCUCCAUCCACCACUCCCCCCCUACCUCCCAUCCUUCCAGAUUCUACCACUCUAUUAGACACCCACGCCUCAGACCCUACAGUCACUGGCAACAGAGAUCCCAACGCUCUGGGGCCACAUGGCACUGACCAUGCCUUGAUCGGAGGAGUGGUGGCCGUAGUGGUCUUUGUCACCUUGUGUUUAAUCAUUGUUCUGGGAAGAUACCUGGCCAGGCAUAAAGGAACGUACUUGACAAACGAGGCCAAAGGGGCAGACGACGCACCCGAUGCCGACACAGCCAUCAUCAACGCUGAGGGCAACCAUGCACACGCAGAAGAAAAGAAAGAAUACUUCAUUUAGACUGCAGAAGGAGCUGCGCAGCUCUCUUCUUUCCCCUAUUUCAAUCUCUACAGUAUAUCUCUUUUUCUCUGUCUCUGUCUCCCACUUUUCACCUCCACCUCUGACAACGGCCCCCGCCGUGUCAACGAGGAACUUGCAGGCAGUCCACAGACAGAGAAGUUCCCCAAGUGUUUUCCUAUUAUUGCCUUUUGUCUAUCAUUUACAUCUUGUCCAUUAUAUCAUUUUUUUCUUCUUUAUUUUGGCAGUCGGUUUUCACAGGAAGCUUGCCGUCGCUGCCAAAGUUUUCCCCUUUCUCAUAUUUUUUCCUCAUCUUUGACAUGAAUGCUUGGAAGUCUGUAUAUCUACUAUGGAUGAGCCCUUCUUUAUCUUCUCUCCCCUGUUUCCUCUCUAAGCAGAAACCCUAACUCAACACUAUAUCCCCUUUGUUCACACACGUCCACAAACACACAUCAUAUCUCACAUCAACACGGUGCCUAAAAAUACAGACGCCAUUGAACUUCUGUCAAUGCCUUCAUGUAUCGUCUGUCAGUAGCAAUGUAAAUGCUUUGUAGAUGGGUUAACUGGACCAUCAUUUCAUUGCUUAGCUCACAGCUUUUGAUUAUGCAUUGCAUCUUUUUUUAUUUAAAUGAAGAUCUUUGCUAUUUAAGCCUUAUACAUGUCUAUCACACUGAAUAUGGUACUUUUAGAUCCACCUCCCCCAACCCCCUCCUAUAAAUAGACUUGUAAUUAAACAGUUGACCCUUGUAAGAUAAGAAGAAGGCUUUGUGUAACACUGUAGCAAGGUUUGCCAGAUAAGUGUAUAAUAUGAUUUUCAUUAGGGUAGGGGUAAUAAAGGGUAGUGAGGUAAUGUUUAGAACAGAGAACACACACAGAUGGUAGAUGAAGCAUUCCAUCGAAUAAACUCAAUCAAGUAUAUAAAACCAUCUGCUAAAUCUGCUGUCCCUAUGUACUUUUGUCUGUAUAUUCCGCCAAUGUCCAGGCUGCAGUUUAGCAAAACACCAACAACUUCAGUGUCCUCUUGACAGCUUACCGUAGUUUGUGAUUCACAUAAAGGGUUCAGGUGUACAGAAAGAAUCAAUCUCCUCUCUCUAAAAGCUGUAUAAAUUGUAUUAAAAUGAGUUUAGCUUUCCACUUAGGAUUUUUAUGUUUAUGUGACAUUGGAAUAAUUUUAAGGCUUAUGGACCCCAUGAAAUGUAAAAUUAACCAAGUAUACAGUUACAGUACACAGUUACAGAAUGAAUAGGAAAUUAGAUGUUAUAUGAUUUAGAGAAUAGGAAAUUUAGUUUCCAUUUUUCCAUUUCAUUACACUCUCAAGAUUCCCAAGUGAUUUGUAUACACAUUGAUGUUCAUGUACUGGCUCAUAGAUACGCAUUCAAUUAUAGGAUUACUUACAAAUAGUGGUGACAUCAGUUUGACUAAAACCACGUUUUUGUUUCUAUUGCCACCUCUAAAUUUCUGUUUAACAAGUUUCUAACAAAUAAGUCAAACUGUGUAUAUCACCAACAUGUCGAGACUUCCACCUCACAAACUGAAUAACUGCUCUUCUUAUUUCCUUCUUAUUUUGUUGGAGUUGCUCUCCAUGAACUGAACUUUGAUUUCUUUUACAUGGGGUCUUCAAGCUAAUAAAAGAAAAUAAAGAGAGAGAAAAAACGACAUAGUGUGUGAAUGCUGGAUCAUAUAUCUGCAGGGGCCUCCUUUCCAAAAACUAAAAACUGAAGACAAAUAGAAAAGCACAAAGAUGUCUGAAUGAGUAACUGCGUUCCUUUGCCAACAACUAGAUUGCCUUGGGUAGUGGAACGAUGACAAGGCUUUCUGUGACUCAAUUCUGGAAGAAAAAAAUAUGUAAGCUAAAUCAUGUUUUUAUAUAAAAAAAAAUGUUUUUAAUAUUUUUGGUUUAAAUGGUUCUAAGCUCCCUGCUGUGUAUUGUGUCUGCUAAAAUGUGGUUGAUUGUGAAAAUUGCUGUUAAAUUCUGAAUUCCUUCAAAUUUGUAUAUUAGCCACCUUAUCUAUUUACUUUUUUUAUUUUUCAUUGCAUAAUCCUCAUUGGGACCUAUUUUAAACAAAUGUAUUUUGUUUUAGCACAAGGCAUGUAUAUAAUGUGUGAGGACUAAAUUGGUAUUACACAUUAGAAUGAUUUUGUUUGAUUCUUUUUCACAUUUUAAUUUAUUUGAACUAAAGAUAUUUAAGAAAUAACCGAAAUUAAAGUUUGUAACUUAAUUUUGGAGAGCUUCUUGGGUUUGUGGGGUGCUACACAUCGGAGGGAUUUGGUGUUGUAAAAAAUGUGAUGUGAUGUGAGAACAGAAAUAGAAGAAAAUGUGCAUCUGUCUUCUUCACCAAAUCCUUCAAAUAAAAAUUGGAAUUGAAAGAAACAAUACCUUAAUGUUAGAGGCAAUGCAUAGUCCACACACACUAACUUAACAAAUCCUUGUAAACAAGUUCUUUCCAUUUCUUUUUAUACAUCCCUAGCAUGUGUCGUUCAUCAAUUUGCAGGAAUUUGGCUAAUUUACUCGCCAUUGAAAGAGUGAUAAACACUGUGACCUCUGGAACUAAAGACUUAAAAGCAAGGCACUGAGGGAGCAAAUUUUUACCAAGGGCAAUAGAAUAGUGGGCCCAGCUGUUUCCAAUAUGGUGGCCAAUUUACAUCAUUAUGUAAAUAAGGUCAGCAAGUACGGUCUUUCUCCAUGUGUUAUAACUCAAACACUGUUGGGAAUCAUUAAACCUGUCACCACAGAUGUAGAAUUUAGGUUGCCUACAUUUAUAUGUUAAUGAUAUGUUUUAAAAAUGCAGAAGCUUUGCCGCAGUUUCCAUAUGUAAUAAUUUUAGUGCACUUCAAUCAAUAUAUCACUAUUUCCAGGUUUGACUUCAGCCUCACGUUUCUUCAGUAGACCCAGACUAAAGCGUCUGGUCUUCAGAAACAUCACAUGUGUGUAUAGAUACAUUUAUCACAAUGAUGUAAUGUCUUUAUUGUUUACUUUUCUAUCCUCUUUUCAUUGUGUCUUAAAUCAAUGAUGGUGUCAAUUUAAAUUUUCUGUUGCUUUACGCCUGUGUAUCUAAUCGAUUUGUUGAUUGUGAAAUCAGAGAAACAGGCUGUUUUAUAUUAAAUGCAUAAAUAACCAUUUCUGCAGUGAUGAGUUGGUGUUUAGAAAUGAAACAGGUGCCAUUUUCAGAAUUACGCCCUCUGGCUAAUUUGAUGGAUAUUUCUUAGUAAGUGGUGACAUGUUUUGUUCAUUUUUUUUCUUUCUGAAAACCACAUGUAAAUAUUUAUUUUGACAUGACCGUAAUGAGCUAAUUUGUUGCAAAUGGCUUUUUAUGAUUGUUAGACCAAACCUAGAUCUUUCUUUAAUUUGUUAUUCUAACAGCCUGGCACAUACCAUCAUGCACUAUUUUACUAUGACAGAAUCAACUGUAGCUGUUACAUCUUUGGGUCGGUUUUCAGUUAUUUUUCUUUUUUAUGUUGUCGGUUGAAACUAAGCUUUAAACUUUUUGCCUCCUUGCUUUCCAACAUAUAUCGGUUCAGUUAAUAUGCGCUACAUCAUGGGCCUCUAAUUUCAUCCUGGCGGCAGGACAGUAAUAGCGUUAACCAUGGGCGCUACUCCACUCGCCUCUGUUUGGUAAAUUCCCUGGUUCCAAAAAACCUACUUUCUUUAACUGAAGGUGGGAGUGGUGCAGCUGAGGUUACUUGUUUAUGCAGAUCAGGCAGUGAAAUACUGACAGUAAGUUUGGCAUGAAAUUGCACACAAUUUUGUAAACACAUUUCAUGAUGGCAUUUGCACAUAGUAACAGACCUGUUUAAUAAAAAAACUUGUAUGUGACUUUUAAUUAUUUGUGUGUUUUACCCAUAUCUGUAAUAGGCAACAGACAGUAAUUAUGGAGACGCGUUUUAUUAUACUAAAAGUUGCUGUCGAUGUUGACUAAGUGCACUGAUAUCAUUGCAUUAUAAACUAACAUAUCACAAGAUUUCAGUGUAUACUAUGUUUAUUUGUGCCUUGUGACUGCACCUCCAGUUUGCUUCUCUACCCUUCUCCUGCUUGUAUGCUUCUUUUAAAGAGGAAUGUGACAAUCUGAUGUGGUUGGUGAUCACUGAAGCUUGUCCAAACUCCACCUGCAUUAUGUAUUCACCCUGUUUCACUGCACCACACUGCCCCAGGAGAGGACCUCUGGUCACAAAAUAUUGCAGUUAGUCAGGGCGCGCACACACACACACACACAUACACAAAUUUUUGCUCAAGUUUGCGCUCACAAUUGUCCCCAAUCUCAGGAAAUUAGAGGCCCAUAUCCACUAAAAAUGCCAUCUUUGAAUCCUUGUAAAAAAAAAAAAAAAGGGAUGAGGGAUGAUUAAGAAAAGAAUGGCCACUUUGAGUCAUAAUCUGUCUUAAAAUGCUUCUUUUUUAACAAAAUUAUGGGUUUGUAUUUUGUUUUAACUCAAUGGUUGUGUUUUCCGCUGCAGUGAUGAUAGCAUGGCAUGGCUCCGUUCAGUCCUAAGAUGACAACAAUUUGACACAAUUGCAUCUAAAGAUUUUUUUUUUUUUUACUUCUUUUUUUAAUCAUAUCUCUUUGUUUUGCAUCUCAGGAAAAUGUUUCAUUUAGAGAUUUCUUUUUGUUUGUUUGUUUUCAGUCUUAAAAUGGAGACUUAUAAGCACUUCUCACUCUGCUUGUCACUGCUUGUCCCUGAAUGCUGACACCAUGUAUUUGUUGAGUUUAAGAUUAUCGCAAUGUUAAUAAAAUUAUUCAGUGAUUCUCCAGUAAUUCUGUCAUUGGGAUAUUAAACUUAAAUAAUUGUUUUUUGAUAUGAUCACUGACUUGAAAUACUGACAUUUAGAAACAUGCUGCAAAUAAUCAUGAGUUUCAAUAAUGAUAAAGUGGAGUUGUGUUUAGCUUCUGGUAUGUAAGCAGCUCAAUGCUUUUGGCCUCUAUUAUGAUGUUUUCCUUGUAGCAACACACAUCUUUAUGUAUAUCAGUCCUUAGAUGGAAGGAGUUGUGACACACUAUCACUCACAAAAUAUCCACAGAAGAUCAGGAUUAUAGAGCUAGACACACAUUAGUUCAGCUCCUAAUGUACCUUGGUGAAAUAAGGGGUUUCAUAUCAAGCUGUACUGAGAGGGCCUGAUUCGAUAUCUAGCACCGUAAUGGAGGUGUUUUUCUCUCAUUGUCUGUGGGAUUUAUUUAAUUUAAUUUAGAGAUUCGUUCUCAUGUAUGAAAUGAAAAUUGUUGAAUAAAUAGUUGCCAAAACA